Messenger RNA from Scatophagus argus, 2245 nucleotides. It is a transcript of the gene ormdl3, whose product is annotated as ORMDL sphingolipid biosynthesis regulator 3. The transcript has 4 exons. Bases 331 to 792 code for a protein of 153 amino acids. NCBI's taxonomy places the organism in Eukaryota, Metazoa, Chordata, Actinopteri, Scatophagidae. Gene Ontology annotation, biological process: ceramide metabolic process; negative regulation of ceramide biosynthetic process; intracellular sphingolipid homeostasis. The record is from RefSeq and is a predicted model, not a curated record. Gene Ontology annotation, cellular component: endoplasmic reticulum membrane.
ACGUGACAUCAUGAGCUGUGCUGUGUUGUCACCAGCUGCUGUCUGGAAGAUGAAGGAAAAGUGGCCGCGUCUCGCUUGAUUGUGUGUCCACGAGCAGCCCGCAGCACGACCGUUAGCAUCGCGGUGAGGACUGAGAGCUGCUACGGGAUGACUGAUGGAAACACCGGAGCCUCGCCGGGCUCCCAGUGAUGGUAUCAGUUACAUAAGCGAAGGCAUCCAUAAGACAAAAACUGUGAUAACGGACUAGUACAGGUCGGAGUUGAAGCCAUUUUUCUCUGCAAUUGUUUCCUACAGUAGGUACGGUGCUUUCGGAUCGGCACGACCGCCGUCAUGAACGUGGGCACGGCGCACAGCGAGGUGAACCCCAACACCCGAGUGAUGAACAGCAGAGGCAUGUGGCUGUCUUACAUCCUGGGCAUCGGCCUCCUGCACAUCAUCCUGCUCAGCAUUCCCUUUGCCAGCGUGCCCGUGGUCUGGACCCUCACCAACCUCAUCCACAACCUGUGCAUGUACCUCCUACUUCACACGGUCAAAGGGACGCCGUUUGAGACCCCAGAUCAGGGCAAGGCUCGCCUCCUGACACACUGGGAGCAGAUGGACUACGGAGUGCAGUUCACCGCUUCACGCAAGUUCCUCACCAUCACGCCCAUUGUCCUGUACAUACUAACCAGCUUCUACACCAAAUACGAUCGGGUCCAUUUUGUGGUGAACACCGUCUCCCUGCUCACUGUACUCAUCCCCAAGUUGCCCCAGCUGCACGGCGUCAGGAUCUUUGGGAUUAAUAAGUACUGACAAGGCAGAAGAGGACACUUCCUUGUCUAAGUCCCAGUGGACAGCUGAGAGCACAAAAGAGCUGCAGAUCCACAAGGAUCCGUGACUGUCUGGCUCUCGGCUCUGCUGAGCGGCGCUCUAAAUGAAGCCUGCUGGGGAUGCUGCCAUGGUACCAAACUGCAGGAAAGAGACACAAGAUACAUUACAGAGAGGACAAAGGGACAGGAGUGCUGUAGUGACUGUCUGUGGCCCUUCUUUCAGUCACAUGUUUUCCACUGACCCUUAAGAAUCAUUUGUAAAAAGGAGUAUUAUGUCUGUUUCUAUAGAAAGGACAGUUUUCUUUGAUGUGACAGGUGUCAGGCCCAAAGGACAAUGCAGCCGCACAAACGUCAUGUGCCGUUUAACACCGACCGGCACGCUGAGGCAGUAAUCAAAGUUAUUUUCUAAGUAAUGACACACUGCUGUAUUUAUUCAGCUUCAUUCACACAAGGAGCUUCCUCCUCCUUGAGGUUUCUGGGCCCAGAGGAGACCAGCGGUACUCUAAUGAGAUGGUGAGGGACCUGUGAACUGCAGCAGAGGCGAGACACGAGAAGCCACAGUGUUUUAUAUUUAGCCCUCGCUGUUCCACUCAGGGCCAAGUUUGGGAAGUUGAGCAUUUCUUAUUUUUAUCUGCCCAUUUCCGUAUUUGGACUCCUCUUGUCCCGAUUUGAGUCACAGAAAGCCUCCUGUCUGUUCAGUCAUCUGGCCUGUGUGUACAAAGUACAGUCUGUAUAAAAUUAAGAGCAAUCCACUGAUCCAGCAAAUCCACAACGUUCUGCAGUGUGAGUUAAGAGAUAAGUAUUUCUGUCCUCACUACGCCUAUGCAGUCUAAUGUCAUCUAAUACGUUAGCCUUGCAGUGCAUCCUGAAUUAAAGCUGCAUUGGUUGAAUCUUGUAGCCAUUUAUUGGCAUCAAACAAUCCUGAGAGGCAGCACUGAAAUGUCUGCCAAAGUUGCUUCUGUACAUUACCAGAAGACAGUUAGCAACAGAAGCAUUCGCUUGGAGACGUGUUUUAUGCCACCUGAUGAAUCCAAGUCCAGCAUUCACUCUCCUCUUAGUGCUGUUUUGGUCUCCACCAGCUCCUGAGCAGGCAGCAAGCUGUGGGUGUUUGGAGCUUUUAGCUGAAAGCAGCUUCCUGCUGGAAACACGGCUGAUCACUUCUGAGUUUGUUAACCAGAAAACCAAAAACAGUGAACUAAAAGAUGCUAUAAAGCUCUGCGAAUGAAUGCUAAAUUUCUGUGUGGUGCCACUCUGAGCAAAACCUUCUCACACGGCAGUCAUUUAGUCUUGUUAAUUUAAAAUUGCCGGCUGUAGUGCAGCUUUGGGAUUGCUUCCAAACACAGCAACUGGAAAGAGAUGCUGGCUUAUUAAACACCGAAGGUGAUUUUAUUUUUUCACUGUAGCAGCAUCCGCAAAAUGAAGUCUAAUCCAAGCCU